Nestor notabilis (Kea) is the source of this 1218-nucleotide messenger RNA. RefSeq names its product cathepsin E-A-like. The record is from RefSeq and is a predicted model, not a curated record. NCBI's taxonomy places the organism in Eukaryota, Metazoa, Chordata, Aves, Psittaciformes, Psittacidae. The coding region runs from base 1 to 1218 and encodes 405 amino acids. Gene Ontology annotation, molecular function: aspartic-type endopeptidase activity. The transcript is spliced from 9 exons. Gene Ontology annotation, biological process: proteolysis.
AUGAGGGUGAUGCUGUUGGCUGUGGUUUACAUCCCGUUAACCCUGGCUGUGGAACGAAUCCCCCUCAUUCGAUUCAAAUCUAUCAAGAAACAGCUGAAGGAAAAGGGAGAAUUAGAGGAAUUUUGGAGGAAUCACCACCCUGACAUUUUUGCCCGGAGGUACCUGCAUUGCUUCCCUGCAGAUAUUGCUUUAUCAGUCGGAACCGCUUCAGAAAGGCUGUAUGAUUACAUGAAUGCACAGUACUAUGGAGUUGUGAGUGUCGGCACACCGCCCCAGAAGUUCACCGUCGUGUUUGACACCGGCUCCUCCAACUUUUGGGUCCCUUCUGCUUAUUGCAUCAGCGAAGCAUGCAGGGUGCACCAGAAAUUUAAGUCCUUCCUGUCAGAUUCGUAUGAGCACGGAGGGGAAGCCUUCUCCUUGCAGUAUGGCACGGGACAGCUUCUGGGCAUUGCUGGCAAAGACACGCUGCAGAUAAGUAACAUCUCCAUCAAGGGCCAGGACUUUGGCGAGUCGGUGUUUGAGCCAGGGGUAACCUUUGCUCUUGCCCAUUUUGAUGGUGUGCUGGGCUUGGGCUACCCCUCCUUGAUAGUGGGUAAUGCUUUGCCCGUGUUUGACAGCAUCAUGAACCAGCAGCUGGUAGAGGAGCCAGUGUUCUCUUUCUAUCUAAAAAGGGGAGAUGACACUGAGAAUGGUGGUGAGUUGAUUCUGGGGGGGAUAGACCAUUCUCUCUACAAAGGUUCGAUCCACUGGGUCCCAGUCACCGAGAAAAGCUAUUGGCAAAUACACCUGAACAAUAUAAAGAUCCAGGGCCGGGUGGCAUUUUGCUCCCAUGGCUGUGAAGCCAUCGUUGACUCAGGCACUUCUCUUAUCACGGGCCCCUCUUCACAAAUCAGGCGAUUACAGGAGUAUAUUGGGGCAAGUCCGUCGCGUACUGGAGAGUUUCUUGUAGACUGCAGAAGACUGUCAAGCUUGCCUCACAUAAGCUUCACGAUUGGACACCAUGAGUACAAGCUGACAGCAGAGCAGUAUGUCAUAAAGGAGUCUAUUGAAGACCAAACCUUCUGUAUGAGCGGCUUUCAGGCUCUUGAUAUCCCCACUCGCAAUGGCCUGCUCUGGAUUUUAGGAGAUGUCUUUAUGUCUGCUUUUUACUGCAUUUUUGACCGUGGGAAUGACAGAGUGGGAUUUGCAAAAGCUGCUCAUAGCAAGGAUUAUGACUGA